Molecule: messenger RNA, 417 nt
Organism: Cantharellus anzutake
Lineage: Eukaryota; Fungi; Basidiomycota; Agaricomycetes; Cantharellales; Hydnaceae
Exons: 1
Coding region: 1-417 (138 amino acids)
Source: RefSeq, a predicted model, not a curated record
AUGUCAAUCUGGUUGCCAUAUAAGGGCACAGGGGCACAGUGCCAAAACAUCAAUAUAUUGGGUUUGAUUGCAGCUAUCUCUAUGGCUCCUCCACCUCCAGCUCCUCCAGCUUCUGCUCCUGCUCCCACCUCCUCUCCUGCUCCCGCUUCAACCACUCCUGCCCCCACUCCAGCUCCCGCAGCUCCCGCCGCCGCCGCUCCUGCUCCCGCUCCUCCCAUUCCCAUACCCACACCCAUAUCCACACCCACACCCACACCUGUAUCCACACCCACACCCACACUUGCACUUGCACCCACUCCCACACACGCUCCCACUCCCGCACACGCUCCCACAUCCACCAUAGCAGCCCCCCCAGCACUCGACGUCGCCUCUGCCGGGUCCGAUGGACAGAAAUCUGGCUCUUCAGAGAAUUAUUAG